Aspergillus puulaauensis is the source of this 1860-nucleotide messenger RNA. RefSeq lists its product as uncharacterized. NCBI's taxonomy places the organism in Eukaryota, Fungi, Ascomycota, Eurotiomycetes, Eurotiales, Aspergillaceae. Bases 1 to 1860 code for a protein of 619 amino acids. Gene Ontology annotation, cellular component: meiotic nuclear membrane microtubule tethering complex; nuclear envelope. The transcript has a single exon. The record is from RefSeq and is a predicted model, not a curated record. Gene Ontology annotation, biological process: nuclear envelope organization. Gene Ontology annotation, molecular function: protein-membrane adaptor activity.
AUGCCACCCAAGAAAGCUGCUAACAGGCGUGCCGGGGCCGUGGCCUCCUCUGGAAGUCCUUCGCGCCGCUCUACGAGGUUGAGUCCCGGCCUGGGAGGUUCUGCUUUACCUAAUAUUCCGACAAAGCAGUCCUUCGCCUAUGGUUCCUCAACGACUGCGAUUCUCCCGCAUAUGCUAGAUGCAAAGCCGCAUAAGAAUCUGGCAGAAAUGGCCGACUCUAUUGAAGACGCCGUCCAAACCGCGAAAGAACGCGAAAUUAGCAGCAACAGCCCCAGUGUGAACACGCGGUCGCGCAGAGAAUCAAAUGCCGAGAGCACCCCUCCCCCACGAAGGCCUCGACGACAACCGACACCCGAUGAGGUGCAAUUGCAGGCUUCACUGAAUGAGGCUUCGUCGGCAGCACCAUCGACUCCUACUCGCCAUUCGUUCUCCUCCGAUGGGAGCCCCCCUCGCGAAGUCGUCGCGGCACGGCUCUAUCCUAGUAUCAUGCAGCGAGAAGCCUCGCCGACCCAGGUUCCGGUUCCCUUCGAAUCUCACAUGCACGGAGACAAUUCUUCGGUCAUAUCUUACAAUGCCGAGAGGGAUGUCCAUGAUGACGGCCUUAAGAGGACGCGGUCAAAUAUCACCGCACCACCGCGACGAUUCUCGGGGCUUGCUUUCACACAGAACACUAUUGAGGAGGAAGACGAACCCACGUAUCAUGGCCCAUCGCGUUCUAGGUCACCCGAGCAAUCUAUUCAUGAAGCCCCUGCCAGAACUAUCAUCCCGAAUCGCUCCUACGUGGAGCCGCAACCUGAAGAAUAUCAAUAUGAGAGUCCUCGGAGACCUCAAACGAGAUGGGAAGAUCCUGGCCCGAAAGACGCCUUUGUGGAUUGGUCCCUCCGACUUCUUAUGGUGGUAUUUACGGUUGUUGCGUUGUACACUUUCGGCCCCAUGGUAUAUAAUCGCUCACCCUUUCCCUCCAACGGUGCUAUCCGUUUCAAUAACACUGAUUUGGACGCGCUAUCCAACCAAGUGGUCCAUUUGGGAUCGCAGGUAUCGUCCCUAUCAAGGGACAUGAGGUCGGUUAAGGCGGAGAUUAACAGUAUACCCGUGCCAACAACCGUCUUCCAGUAUCCAAGCGGUGGCCGACAGGACUUGGCUAAGACAAACUUCCUCUCGAUGGGCCAUGGCGUGAUUAUCGACCCAUAUAUGACGAGCCCCACGGUUGGGCGCCAACUGACGUCGUUCCAAAGUUUCUAUAUGUGGCUCGCGGGCGACAAACAUAUGCAACCGCAACCACCUCUUGCAGCUUUGACUUCGUGGGAGGACUUUGGAGAGUGCUGGUGCAGUGCGCCACGUAAAGGGAUGUCCCAGCUUGCAAUUCUUCUGGGGCAGCGAAUCAUCCCAGAAGACGUGGUUGUCGAGCACUUGCCGAAAGCGGCGACGAUAAGGCCGGGGGUUGCUCCCCAGGAAAUGGAGCUAUGGGCGCGAUAUCGAUAUGUCGGCAAGGGUGCGCGGCCCUACCGUUGGUCUGUUUCAUCUUUUCUCCGAGGGGACCCCAAGAACAUUGCGGGACAGGAUGCUCUGCCGUCUGACAGAAGAAUACUGCAUGGACCUGUCAUGGAGGCGCUUCGUAUUGCGUGGCGCGGCGAGCCCGAUGGGGCAUUUUCCGACGACAAGCUCUUGGGGGAAGACUUUUACCGAAUUGGUAAAUGGAAAUACGAUAUCAACGAGUCGAAUAACAUCCAGAGGUUCCCGGUGACUGCAAUUAUUGAUUCGGAUGAGAUCCGAGUGGACAAGGUUGUUUUCCGGGUGAAUUCAAACUGGGGCGGGAACGAGACGUGCAUCUACCGACUCAAGCUGCAUGGGAAGAUGUAA